Callithrix jacchus (white-tufted-ear marmoset) is the source of this 3192-nucleotide messenger RNA. It is a transcript of the gene LARP7, whose product is annotated as La ribonucleoprotein 7, transcriptional regulator. The record is from RefSeq and is a predicted model, not a curated record. Gene Ontology annotation, cellular component: ribonucleoprotein complex; nucleus. Gene Ontology annotation, biological process: RNA processing. Gene Ontology annotation, molecular function: RNA binding. Lineage: Eukaryota; Metazoa; Chordata; Mammalia; Primates; Cebidae.
GGGCCUGUCUUUCUCGACUGGGACCGAAGAACGCUGUCGCUUGUCCUAUGACGCGAAAGUAACCAAGACUGUCGGGAUCGGGAGGCUGAAAGAACUGAAGGCCGCAGUACUUGACCCUUUAUUUUGGGAGUUGAACGGAGAAUGGAAACUGAAAGUGGAAAUCAAGAAAAGAUAAUGGAAGAAGAAAGCACUGAAAAGAAAAAAGAAGUUGAAAAAAAGAAACGAUCACGAGUUAAACAGGUGCUUGCAGAUAUUGCUAAGCAAGUGGACUUCUGGUUUGGGGAUGCAAAUCUUCACAAGGAUAGAUUUCUUCGAGAACAGAUAGAAAAAUCUAGAGAUGGAUAUGUUGAUAUAUCACUACUUGUGUCUUUUAACAAAAUGAAAAAAUUGACUACUGAUGGGAAGUUAAUUGCCAGAGCAUUGAGAAGUUCAGCUGUUGUAGAGCUUGAUUUGGAAGGCACCAGAAUCAGGAGAAAAAAACCUCUGGGGGAAAGACCAAAGGAUGAGGAUGAGCGCACUGUGUAUGUGGAGUUACUUCCUAAAAAUGUUAAUCACAGUUGGAUUGAAAGAGUCUUUGGGAAAUGUGGCAAUGUGGUUUAUAUAAGUAUACCACAUUAUAAAUCUACUGGAGAUCCGAAAGGAUUUGCAUUUGUAGAAUUUGAAACAAAAGAACAAGCAGCAAAAGCAAUUGAGUUUCUUAACAACCCACCAGAAGAAGCACCAAGAAAACCUGGCAUAUUUCCUAAAACAGUGAAAAAUAAACCCAUUCCAUCCUUAAGAGCUGUGGAAGAGAAGAAAAAGAAAAAGAAGAAGAAAGGCCGAAUGAAGAAGGAAGACAAUGUCCAACCCAAAGAGGAAAACAUGGACACAAGCAACACUAGCCUAAGUAAAAUGAAAAGAUCCAGACCCACAUCUGAGGGCUCUGAUCUAGAGUCUCCUGAACCCCAAAAGCAGCCUUCAAAGAAAAAGAAAAAACGGGAUAAAGUUGAAGUAUCCAGCUUACCUGAAGUCAGAUCAGGGAAGAGGAAGAGAAGUAGCUCUGAAGAUGCAGAAUCCCUAGCUCCCCGAUUGAAAGUAAAGAAAAUUAUUCAGAAAGACAUGGUUAAGGAAGCUUCAGAACUUUCCAAAGAAAAUAGAGAUAUAGAAAUCUCUACUGAAGAGGAAAAGGAUGCUGGAGAUCUAAAAGAUAGCUCUCUCUUAAAAACAAAAAGAAAACACAAGAAAAAACAUAAAGAGAGACAUAAAAUGGGAGAAGAAGUUAUACCAUUAAGAGUACUAUCAAAGAGCGAAUGGAUGGAUUUGAAAAAAGAGUAUUUAGCACUACAAAAAGCUAGCAUGGCUUCUUUAAAAAAAACAAUAUCCCAAAUAAAAUCGGAGUCAGAAAUGGAAACAGACAGUGGAGUACCUCAAAAGACUGAAAUAAAAAAUGAAAAAAGUAAAGCCAGCAGUGAAGAGUGUCGCACCCAGGAGAAAGUUAAUGCAUCAGGACCACAGUUCGUGAGUGGAGUGAUUGUGAAGAUCAUUAGCACAGAGCCCCUACCUGGCAGGAAACAAGUCCGGGAUACUUUGGCAGCAAUCUCAGAAGUUCUUUAUGUUGAUUUGCUAGAAGGAGAUACAGAAUGCCAUGCUAGAUUUAAAACUCCUGAGGAUGCUCAAGCAGUAAUAAAUGCAUAUACAGAAAUUAACAAGAAACACUGCUGGAAACUUGAGAUCCUUUCUGGUGAUCACGAACAAAGAUAUUGGCAGAAGAUUUUGGUUGAUAGACAGGCAAAACUUAAUCAGCCUCGGGAAAAGAAAAGAGGCACUGAAAAGAAAGAGCUCAUCUUUGACCAGGAAGUUUCUUAAAAUUGAGGUGGAACACACAACUCAGUUAUAAUAUCAGGAUUGUCGUUAGCACAAUUUGUUAAGUAGCUGUGGAAGUAGCAAGUUGACUCUUGUCAUGAAAUGAAACGGAGGUACCUCACAAAGUAAGUGCUGUGCAAAGUUGUUGGAAAAAAGGAGUAGACCAUACUUAGUUUAGCCUACUUGUUUGCUACUUAAUUCAGCUACUGUUUUUUAAGUACCUUGUGUUAGGCACCAUUCUUGAAACCUGGGGUAAAGCUGUGAAUCACAAAGUCCCCUGCUUUCAUGAAGCUAACAGAUAAACAGUAUAGUUUAGGUGAUGACCAGUACUAAACAGAAAAAUAAAGUGUAUUGCAGGAGAGCAUUUUAUCAGCUGAGGUUAUCCGGAAAGCCCUCUGCAAAGGUGAUGUUACAGCCAAGACCAUAGGGAAGUGAGCGAGAAAGGCCCAGUAAAGUUUACAAGUACAGCUUUUCAGGCAGAAGCAAAGAAAAUGCAGAGACCUUAAGGGAAGACUGUCAGUGACUAGAAGACCAGUGUAGUUGGAGUACUAGGGGUGUCUUAGUAAUUAAUGGAAAUUGCUUAGAAAAAAACUAGUAGAACAUCAAUGAAUCUGCCAAAAAGGUGACAUAAAUACCUUAUUGACAUGACAAUGUUUCUACAAUAGUAUUGUAUUUGGCCCAUCAUUGAGUAAAAGUUAAAAAAUUCUGACUCCUAAUAUUCACAUUGUGGGGCUGGGCACUGUAGCCCAAUGCCUGUAAUCCCAGAACUUUGGGAGGUUGAGAUGGGUGGAUCACGUGAGGUCAGUAGUUGGAGACCAGCCUGGCCAACAUGAUGAAACCCCAUCUCUACUAAUAAUACAAGAAUUAGCCAGGCAUGGUGGCACACACCUUGUAAUCCCAGCUACUCCGGAGGCCAAGGCAGGCAUGUCACUUGAACCUGGGAGGCACAGGUUGCAGUGAGCCGAGAUGGCACCACUGCACUCCAGCCUGGGCGACAGAGCAAGACUCUGUCUCAAAAAAAAAAACUAAACUAAAAUAAUAUAUUAAACACAAGUAAAUUAAAUUAGUGAUGUCUCACAAAAGAUAGAGAUGAAAGAAAGGUCUGCCAAAAGAGAUGUCUCCUACUCAUUUUGCUAGCCCAAAUCUUUGUAGUGUGCCCUAUCAUUUUGAGCACAUUGGUAAAAAUAGGUAACAGCUACUAGAGACAGAAUGAAGCUUUUCUUUUUUCUCUUUGGCUUUUAAAACAUAUUUGAAUUCUUUCCUGUACAAAUUACUGAUACCCAACAGGUAAAGGCAGAAUUUAAAAGAUCUGUGAACAGCAACAUGGGUAUGAUAGAGUUCUUUUUAUUU